This is a messenger RNA of Liolophura sinensis, 2695 nucleotides long. RefSeq lists its product as uncharacterized. The coding region runs from base 140 to 820 and encodes 226 amino acids. The record is from RefSeq and is a predicted model, not a curated record. Gene Ontology annotation, molecular function: ubiquitin protein ligase activity. The transcript has 2 exons. Lineage: Eukaryota; Metazoa; Mollusca; Polyplacophora; Chitonida; Chitonidae. Gene Ontology annotation, cellular component: nucleoplasm.
GAUCGAAUCUGAAGCCUAACUCGGCGUGCAGUACAACACGACCGACGGGAUAAAUGAACACGGUUUUAAGCGGUUUAAUCUUACAAGCGAAGGUUUGGUAUGACUGUGACAUAACGGUACUUUAACCAGCUCGGUCAAAAUGCCCUGUACUACACCUGGUACCAAAAUGGCGUCAGUCACUCAGGUGUGUUGCUCAGAAUGGCUGCUCCCUCUCCGCUGUGGUUUAUGUCAGGAACUGUUCCGAAAGCCUCGCAUCUUACCGUGUGGGCAUACUUUCUGUGGCGACUGUCUUAACGAGCUGAGAGACAACUUAAUUAGAACCGGUAGACAAUCGCCUCUCUUCAAGCCUGUCUACAAUAGUAGUUUUCCUGACCCUAACGGCGCUUAUGGCACCGGCAUCACGUUUGAGUGCCCAGAUCUGGACUGUCAAUACAGUAUGAAGCUGAUGAACCUGUCCCGCUGGGCACUGAGGAACCGUACUGUCCAAGACCUGGUGGCCGCCUUCAAACGCCACGGCCGGGAGCAGAGGGAAUUCUCAACGCAAACGGACAUCGGUUUGGACUCGGCUCUCGUCGCUAUCCCCAGGAGCCUGAUCCCAACCCUGGCCAGAUCGUCCACCAUGAAAGCGAAAGACUGUGUGGAUAAUGGCGGAGAAACGCCCGCAGAGGUGGAUCACUCAGUCACCGUCGGCAAGAUCCUGCAGAGGGCGUUCAGCAUGGACAGCCUCAAUCAGACGUACGUGCCGACGGGAGUCAGGUCGUGGAAAUCUUGCGUGGCGCUGUUAGGCGCAAACAUCCUCGAGCAACUUAUCCGACUAUGAUUUCCAAACAGUGUGGCCAUCUGAACAAAACUGUUCCCAGUCCAGAACAUACAAAAUCCAACAUAGCAGACACAUGAUUAACAAACAGGUACAUUACCCGUGUUCGUUUGAGGCUUGUAGGGUGGGUUUGCGUCAGUUGAUUCUGAUGUGGUAGAAUUUUAUGGAGCUGGAUCUAGUCUAAUUCAAUCAGGCAGUAAUAACUGGUUCUGGGUCUCACGUUCACUUACCCCAUCCAACAGGAACAAUCUAUGGGAGACAAGUCAUGUCUGCUCUGUAACGGUUUUGUAACCUCAUGCGCUUAAGAUUUCCAUUUUUGCAGUAAAGAUCAAGAUAACCACAUGUCAUUUAAAUACAGUAUCACUUUGCUGUUACUGACCAAGCCUGUUCCUGCAUGGCCAGGAUCAAUACUGGCUUAAUCUGCGUUAUUUACAUUCGGCACUCACUGGUUUCUCUCAGCGACGUAGGCCUAACUUUUAAUCGGUAACUAUAAACAGAACUGCCAGGUUUUGUUGAACUGACAUUCAUAGUAAUUUUUUCGCCAAUGCGCUAUACACACUCACAGAUGGCCAUCUUGCCUGUAAUGAACUGCACCCUGUAAAUUUGAAUCUUGAAACGCUUACAGCGCCAGUACGUCAUAGGUAAGUGCACCAAUCCUUAACACCCGCUGUACGGAGUAUUUUAGGGUGAGAAAUCUGUGAUCAUAUUGUUAUGUGUACGAAGACAAGGAUUAUGACAUUGUGAACAAUUAAUAUAGAAUGAUAAACUGUUCAUAAAUAUAUUUUAAUAUUAUUUAAUAAGUAAUAAGUAAAUAAGUAAUAUAUUUAAUAUUAUUUAAUAAGUAAAUCUAAAUCUGUGAUGUUACACAAAAGUGUAAGUUUGAUUGCCAGAGAUAUUCAUCACCAGUAAGACGCCUCCAAAUAUUGCUGUAAGACGUUGUUAAUUUUAUAUCUGAGAAUUGGCCGCGGUGUUUGUAAAGUUUUAUGAUGAUUUUAUUAUAAUUCUAGAAUAGCAUGUCGCUUUCAGGGGGAGUGUAUCUGCACCUGGGAAUGUAUAGGUGCCAUUUGGCUGAUAUACUGUGUCAGUUCAUGUAUGUAUAUGUAAUUCAGUUUAGACGUUACUUUCAAGGUGAAAACUGUUUAAGUUGCAGAUAUAGUGAUUCGGGUGAUUUAUAUGGUGCCGGUGAAUGUUAAGCUCGCUUUUAUAUGGACUAUGAACUAUGAGUUCAACUGCCAUUUGUUCUUCUGUCGUUUAUUACCAUGUGUCUAUGCACGUGGAGCCAUGUGGUCUACACGAGAGUGAAGAGCUCAAAAGUCGCCUUGGCCAUACACUAAAAGACAGACAAAGAUAUAAACUUUCUGAGUUUAUUAUGGGGUCUUCAUACAAGCAUACCAGUCUUAUGGCACCCAGGUCUUUCGUGGAAACUUUCGCAUGGGGUACUAAGAGAAUAUGGUACAUGUGACCAUAUGAAAGGCAGUCCGGUCCGGUAUCAGCUGUUUUGCAAUCCUCAUUAAACACUGCAUUGAAAUUAGUCUCUACUAUUAUAAGAAGGUUACUGCUGUAAUGAGAAGAGCGCACCGUGAUUUUCGCAAAAGGGCUGUUUCGUUAAGAAUGGACGAAUUAAUCAAUGUGGGUCCCAGCCCAGGAUUUUUCGUCACCUGUAUGGUCUUGGAGUUGUUAAGUACACAUAAGACUUCAUGUAGCUGGACACAAUUUAUGUUUUGGUUUUUAAUUGCACAAUACUUAAUUGGUACACUUGAUAUGUUUAUUAAAUUAUAUGAACUCUUUCUCAAGUCAAAUGUGCAAUAGGAGUAUAGAUGAGUUCACCGGCUUAAAUAAUACAGCCUUGAGGAAAUGUUUAUUAAAAAAUAUAACGAA